Molecule: messenger RNA, 525 nt
Organism: Mesorhabditis belari
Lineage: Eukaryota; Metazoa; Nematoda; Chromadorea; Rhabditida; Rhabditidae
Source: the annotation of a GenBank genome assembly
AUGGAAUUGAGAUUCUCGUCGGUGCUGGUGUUGGUGUUAGUGAUCCAAAGCUGUGGAGCAAGACCCCAAACCUCUGACAAUCUUGAUGUUGACGUGAAAUCGGUCUUGACGUCGAUUUUCUCAACCGAUGAAAAUCGGGCCACAAAUGCUCAAGUAGUACUCAAUUUUCAGAAUAUGGCCUCGAAGAAGAACCCUGAUCAUGAUAAUGCUCAGAAUCCAUUGUUUACCACAGUUGAUUCAGCUCUUUUGAAUCGUGUGACGUACAGCGCUUUUCAAUCGUUGGUGGCGACUUUCACAACUCCGAGUGUCGAUGUGGAUGAUCCGAUGACGGAUAAUGGUAUUGUAUCCGAUGUCUCGACUUUCAUCCAACAGCUUAACAAGAUCUGGUUCACUCCUUUUCGCCAGGAAUUCGGCUGUGGGAAGUUCAGGCUUCGAAUCAUUCUUUGUCGGCGAGACUCAAGGAAACAAUGUGAUUCGGGCGAACAACUGGCUGGGCUUCUACUUCAAGGAAAGAGACUCCGUUUU